GUCCUAUACAAACCUCCCAUGAACUGAUCUCUUCAUUCUUCUUCUCCUUCUCACUUAAGUUUCUCUCAUAAGAAAACUUCAAGAUCUUAUGUUCUUGACCCCAAAACAAGUUAUUGAUCUAAAUAACUAAGAUUGACUAGCUCACAAGUUAUCAGAGAAGUUAAUCAUUGGCCGGCUUUGAGCGUGUGUAUACACAUAUAUAUAUGUAUAUGUAUGAGGAGGAAAGGAACAAUAUUGUUAAUAAUCAAGAAGGAGUGAGACUGGAGAUGGCCUUUCCACAACAUGGAUUCAUGUUUCAGCAACUCCAUGAAGACAGUGCUCAUCACUUACCUUCCCCUACUUCUCUCCCUCCUCACCUCUUCUAUGGAGGAGGAGGAGGAAACUACAUGAUGAACAGAUCGAUGUCGUUCACGGGAGUAUCAGAUCAUCAUCAUCUAACUCAAAAAAGCCCGACCACGACGAACAUGAAUGAUCAGGACCAUGUGGGAGAGGAAGACAAUCUAUCAGAUGAUGGGUCCCAUAUGAUGUUAGGAGAGAAGAAGAAGAGGCUCAAUUUAGAGCAAGUUAUGGCAUUAGAGAAGAGCUUCGAGCUAGGGAACAAGCUGGAGCCAGAGAGAAAGAUGCAGCUUGCUAAAGCUUUAGGGAUGCAGCCAAGGCAGAUUGCGAUAUGGUUCCAGAAUAGGAGAGCUAGGUGGAAGACAAAGCAGCUCGAAAGAGACUAUGAUUCUCUGAAGAAACAGUUCGAUGUUUUGAAAUCGGACAAUGAUUCUCUUCUAGCCAACAACAAGAAACUCCAUGCUGAGUUAAUGGCAUUGAAGAAACACGACCGUAAAGAUUCAGCAAAGAUCAAGAGAGAAUUGGCAGAAGCUUCAUGGAGCAACAAUGAAAGCACAGAAAAUGAUAAUAACAAUUCAGAUAUAAAUCAUGUAAACAUGAUCAAAGAUCUUUUCCCUUCUUCAAUCCGAUCCGCGACUACGACCACGACCUCCGCCCAUAUUGAUCAGCAGAUGGUUCAAGAUCAAGGAUUUUGCAAUAUGUUCAAUGGUAUUGAUGACACGACGUCGGCUAGUUACUGGACAUGGCCUGACCAGCAGCAGCAACAUCACAAUCAUCAUCAUUUCAAUUGAUUAUAUUGUCCAAGAAGAACAUCACAAACCUGUUCAACAUCUUCAUCAUACUCAUCUUGAUAUCAUUAUCAUCAUCAAACGAAAUUGCGUAGAUUUUUGUUCUUAAUUAAGUUAUUUAAUUAUUUGGCACUGUUUCAAAUUAAAUCACGUCGGUUCUUUAAUUACCGUUUUUGUUGCUUCUUUGUUUUUUUUUAGAAAAUUGGUGUAUAGGGGGGCGGGAUAUUCAGCAAAAUUGUAUAAUGAAAAAGUCUUGUUAAUUACUUCAAAUGG
Eruca vesicaria subsp. sativa (arugula) is the source of this 1397-nucleotide messenger RNA. Lineage: Eukaryota; Viridiplantae; Streptophyta; Magnoliopsida; Brassicales; Brassicaceae. The record is from the annotation of a GenBank genome assembly.